Orbilia oligospora ATCC 24927 is the source of this 2793-nucleotide messenger RNA. RefSeq lists its product as uncharacterized. NCBI's taxonomy places the organism in Eukaryota, Fungi, Ascomycota, Orbiliomycetes, Orbiliales, Orbiliaceae. Gene Ontology annotation, molecular function: calcium ion binding. The record is from RefSeq and is a predicted model, not a curated record. Bases 1 to 2793 code for a protein of 930 amino acids. The transcript has 2 exons.
AUGGCCGACCCACUCGCCUUUUCCCAUGACAAUUCCAUUGACAGCAUCCUCUCUGAGGGUUCUUCAGUAGGCGGUACCCCUCGUCGCGCUCAUCCUGCUCGUUUUCCUAAACCCACCACGGCUUCGGAGACCCAAGGCACUCUCAAAGCCUCCAGACUCGCGUCUCCACCGGGUCGCACGCCUACUCGCACAAACUCUGGCGGCAACGAUUCUAUUUUGUCGGAAGAAUCGCCACUCGCAAACCGUUCAACCGCUUCGCGCAAAAAUUCCGGUGAAAGCCAAGGUGGUCUUCCUCCCACGACGCCUUCUAACAUAAACGUUGGGAAAAAUACCAAAGGUAGAACUUCCACCGCGCGACGUUCAAAGAUGAACCGUCGCAAGUCAGUCGCCGGUAUGUCGGAAGACGAGUCUUCUGCCAGCGAGGCCGAGGGCCCUGCUGGAUCCGAGAAAAUAUUCGAAAAGGCUUUCCAGAAAUACGACAAAAAUGAUGAUGGACAAAUCCCAAUGUCCGACUUCCUACACUUCUUUGAUACCCUACAAACACAGCUACCGCCUCUCUCGGAGCCUCUUCUUCAACCCGGUGUCAGAGAGCAAAUGAUUAACAUGAUGUCUGAUGUCAUGGCACAAUCUGGUAGUCCAAUCUAUAUCAGUAAAACCGAAACGAAGGAUUUCUAUAGAACAGUUGCUGGGAAAGACAUCACUCAAGAACUGAACGACCGAAGACACGGAACAUUCCCGAAGGCAGGAGAGGUCUCAAGCUUCAGAGGAAGGCUGGAGGCGGCACGAAUACCUGAAGAUAUCGACACAACUAUGAUGGACACACCACGCCGCGGCUCGGCCAUAAGCCCCGAGAGACGGACACCAUUUGGCGGUUCCUUCGCCCGGCCAACUGGCCCUAGGAGACAACAGUCCAUUGGCAUCAGUCCAUUCGGUGAAAUCCCCGAUGAUGAGCUUAGCGAUCUCGGAUCGGAAGCAAGUGCCGAACUUACUGGCAACUUUCUCGCCGCAUCGACCCCAGCUCAGGUCUCCAAAAGGCCAGGGCAUGGUUACUUCAGUCCCCCUAUUGCAAGCCCGACUCAUUCUACUUUAUCAUUUGGCGACAUUUCCGCCGCUCCAGGGCUUAGAGCUACGAUGGGAUCCCCUGGGUUUAACGCAUCCGCAAUCCUCGAGCAGGACCUCGCAAAUGUCCACAGGGAACUCAAACAAAAACAAGCCGAUUUCGAUGAAAAGGAACAAGAACUCAACGAACUUAGGCUUAGGGUCGAUAGGAAUAGAGAAGAGUUCGAAGACGAAAUCAUGGGUCUGAAUGAGGAGAUAGCCCGGAAUCGAAAAGAUCUAUCAGAAAAACGAUCAGAGAUUGCUCAACUCAAUCGGGACAAAGACGAUCUGCGAGCCGAAGCAGCUGUCUACCUUGACCAAGUUUCCGACGCCAAGAAAGAUAUAGAACAGUUCCACCAUCAACAUACCGUAGAUCGGGAAAACAUCUAUAAUCUAUCCCAGGAUAAUCAGAAAUAUGGCAAACAAGCCGCCGAUGCCCUCCGUCGCGUUGAAGCCCUUACAGCGGACCUCCAAACAGUUAUGGAACAGAAGGGAGAGAUCGAAGCACAAAGAGCAUCUCUCCAAAGAAAGGCGGACCUUAUGACUGGACUACACAAACAGAUCAAAGAUUUACGGGAGGACCAGAAGGAGCGAGAGUUUGAGAUCGAUAGGCUCAGGUCCGAACUCCACAGUCGACAAAUGGAUAUUGAAAUGCUCAUGACUGGUAACCCCACCACUACCGGCAGGUCGAGACUUAGUACUGGCCCAGGCACUUUGGGCUUGCUGAGUGAUGAGUUGGGCGACAAUGGACUCGAGGAUGAAGAUGAGGACGAAGAAGACGAGGAGGAAGAGGAGGUUGUCACCACUACGAAGACAAUUAAACGAAAGAAGAAGGCAGCAAUUCAAAAGAAAGGAGAUACAUCCCUUUCCGACAUUGCCUCUCCAGAACCCUUCGAAAUUGUUGAAAGAAUUGCCGAAACCUCAGAACGUGGUAUUCAGUGCGAUCCAUUCCCAUGGACCGCCGAGUCAGGUACUAGUAUGGAAGAUGACUCGCCGAUCCGGAUGUUUACGACUGAAACCCAAACGGAUGUCACCGUCCCCGCCGGUGUUUCCCUCCAAGAACACUACGAGGCGCUUGCGCCUCUUCCCCCCCUACCAAUUCUUGAAUUCUCGAUGGACGAGGAAGGACUUCAAAAAAUCAGCGAUUAUGAAGAGCUCGCAAAGGAGGCAGAACUCUCGCGCAAACAACUUCGUGAGCUCAGCCAAGCUAUUGGUGUACAGGCAGAUGUCAUUGAGCGACUCAAGAUGCUCGGUGAAGCCAAUGCCACCCACAAAGUUCGCAAGGUUGUUACCGUCGUUGAGAAAUUCAUGCCAGGCGAAAACCCCAUCGCCUAUCUCAACUACGCUACCUUUUGGCUCCAGAACUGGCUUUACUAUGCCUUCAAGCGGCAGUUUUAUAAGUCAGAGAAAGGAGACGAAUGGGAAAAUUUCCUAGCCUCUCACCCCCAACCGAAUAUGAAUGCCGUCGCCUCAUUGCUAGUUUUUUUCAUUCUGAUUUUCGUUAUGGCUUAUCUUAUUAUCAGCCUUCAAUUACAGAAGAGUAAUCAAGAUGCCAUGUGGAAGCAGUUGAAUACUUUGAAAGGUUAUCCGAAAAACCCUGGGACGUCCGGGCCGCUCUUCGGGAGUAGAACUUGGAGAGUUUUCAAGUUCGAUCUCCAGCGGAUGUUGUACGGACAGGUCAGGUUCCCCGUUUGA